CCCCUGAGAUAUUUGCGUUGCCAGCGUGAUUAUACCUGGGGCGGCCCCACAUCUUCAUUUCGAUGAGGAGGAAAGCUUAAGGUAUAAUCACGAAUCGAAGCCUCCCAGGACGACGCGCUUCGCCAUCACCGUCUCCAUUCCCCCGAUCCCUCCCUCCCUCGGUAGCGAGAGGCGCAGGGAGAUGGAGAGGGCGGCCCCGGUGAGGAGCUCCCACACCUCGACGGCCGGCCUGCUCGCCUGGCCUCACCCCGAUGGCGCCGGGCCGCUGCCGGCACGCCGCCCUAACCAGCCGACGGAGGAGUUCAGGAAGGUGGUGUUCGGGGGCCAGGGCGCCGAGGCGGCCGACGGCGUGAACAAGAUGAGCACGGGCUCCGCGCCCAAGUUGAAGGAGAUGACGGGGAGCGGCAUCUUCAAGGCCGGGAGCGCCGCCGCCGCCCCAGCCGCAUCCCGCGAUCGCCAGGCAAGCCAGAUCACUUUUGCUCAGGAUAGGAGCAUUGUUCCCAGGAAGCCAAAAUCAGUAGCUGAGGUGGCGAGGCAUCAUGAGCUUAGCCACACCAUCGAGAGCGAGGGAGACGUUAAGACGAAGAGGCAGGUCUCCAGUGCAAAAUCCAAGGAGCUCAGCGGCCACGACAUCUUCGCCGAUCGUGAGGACCACAAGCCCAACAGGUCAAGGAGAUCGGACUACACCAGCCCCGCCUCGCUGUCGCAGGUGAGCACCUUCUCGUUCGGAGAGGCCGAUGCCGACAUCGCAGCGAGGACGGCGAAGAAGAAAGGAGCCAGCAGCAAGCCCACUGAUGUGAACGGCAAGGCCAUGCUCGAGAAGGAUUCGGUUCCCGCGGCGAAGCAGCCUCCGAACCGCGCGAGGCUGGAAGGAGCGGCUGGUAGCAGCAGCGCUUCUGCGGACGGGAAGGCCCCAGCGACCGGAGAGCACGCUGGCCGCCGGACCCGGCAGCCUCCCGGCGGCGACAGCAGCAUCUCGUUGGCCUAGCUGCCCGUCUUGCAACGGGUCAUGCUCUCGGCGGCCGCACGGGUGGGGUGGCAGUUUGCGGCCUUGUGUUCGGUGAUCGGGAGAUGAGUCCUCCUCCGGUCCUUACGACGAUCUGGUUUUACGUUUGGUUUGUAGGCGUGGCUUGGCUUGUCCCAAAUGUUCUGCUUUGGUUGGUAGUGCGUUGUGACAUACCCAUAGUCAUAAGUUCUUGAGUCGACCGGGUCGAGGAACGGGGUCGAGGGUCGUCACUUUAUAAAAUUGUGGUACGAAAGGGGUAUACCUCUAUAGAACGAUAAAUUAUUACGUGGAAUGCGACUCUGAUUCA
This is a messenger RNA of Panicum virgatum (switchgrass), 1313 nucleotides long. RefSeq lists its product as uncharacterized. The record is from RefSeq and is a predicted model, not a curated record. NCBI's taxonomy places the organism in Eukaryota, Viridiplantae, Streptophyta, Magnoliopsida, Poales, Poaceae. The coding region runs from base 182 to 988 and encodes 268 amino acids. The transcript is spliced from 5 exons.